Molecule: messenger RNA, 739 nt
Organism: Didymella exigua CBS 183.55
Lineage: Eukaryota; Fungi; Ascomycota; Dothideomycetes; Pleosporales; Didymellaceae
Product: 60S ribosomal protein L14
Exons: 3
Coding region: 15-455 (146 amino acids)
Biological process (GO): translation; ribosomal large subunit biogenesis
Cellular component (GO): cytosolic large ribosomal subunit; ribosome
Molecular function (GO): structural constituent of ribosome; RNA binding
Source: RefSeq, a predicted model, not a curated record
GCACAACCGACGAAAUGGGUGACGCCAACAUCACAACGAGCGCCUGGAGGCUGGUCGAGGUCGGCCGUGUCGUCCUCUUCAACGAGGGUGUCUUCGAGGGUCGCCUGGCCACCAUUGUCGAGAUCAUCGACCACAAGCGCGUCCUUGUUGAUGGUCCCACCAAAGAGGCCCCCGUCCCCCGUCAGGAAGUCGCCCUCGCCAAGCUCUCCCUCACCCCCAUCGUCAUCCCGAAGCUGCCCCGCGCCACCGGUGUCGGUCACGUUGCGAAGAAGUGGGAGGAGCACAAGGUCCAGCAGAAGUUCGACGAGAGUGCCUGGGCCAAGAAGCGCGCUGCGCUCCAGAAGAGGAGGCAGUUGAACGACUUCGAGAGGUUCAAGGUCAUGAAGCUGAGGAAGCAGGCCCGCUACGAGGUCCAGAAGACCUUCGCCAAGAUCCGCGCCAGCGCAAAGGCAUAGAUGUUCACGAUUAUGUCGGGAGACACGGCGUAGUGGAGGUCGCUGCAUGCUGGUGCUGGAGGAAGCAUGAUGUGCAUUUCUUGAGCAUCCCAAAAGCGACCGACGGCAUUCUAAAAUUCAAGACCUGGAUCGGGUGCAUUAUUUCAAUGAUUGGCAAGGUGCAAUUCGGAUGGGAAGGUUAACACGGCUCUUGCUUGCAUCAACAUGUAGCAAAAGAGUCCAAUCCACAAGUUCAUGAACCGCAAACCGCAACUAGAAUUGCAAAUGAUACCCAUUGACUUCAC